This is a messenger RNA of Danaus plexippus (monarch butterfly), 10486 nucleotides long. It is a transcript of the gene wb, whose product is annotated as laminin subunit alpha lam-3. Gene Ontology annotation, biological process: axon guidance. Lineage: Eukaryota; Metazoa; Arthropoda; Insecta; Lepidoptera; Nymphalidae. Bases 165 to 9389 code for a protein of 3074 amino acids. The record is from RefSeq and is a predicted model, not a curated record. Gene Ontology annotation, cellular component: basement membrane. The transcript is spliced from 51 exons.
UAAUUUUAACAUUUUAUAUUUACAAUUUAAAAAUCUCUUAGAAAGAUUAAAAAUAGUUAAAGGAAAUGUUGUGUCUCGUGCGGUGAUAAUAGAUCACCAGAAGUGUUACAUGGACAGUUCCAGUAAUAUAUGAAUUAUUGCCGUUUGUUGUGUGAUGGUGUAAGAUGUGGUGGCGUUGGGUGGUGGUGACGGUCCUGGUGACGGUGGUGGUGACCACGGUCGCCGGCAAGGGGAAGAAACAUCGACAUCACAAGCCAGGCCGAGCUGUUCUUGACCGCUUGAGUAGCACCACUAUAAGCGAGGUACCCGUCAGCAGCGACCAGCCAGGGUUGUUGCCGGCUCCACUGGAUGUAGCGACUUUCGCAGUUAUUAGCGCUAAUGCAACUUGUGGAGAUAAUGGAGCAGAGGAGUUCUGCAGGGAGACUGCGGGAAAACGGGUUGUAGUAUGUGAUGUGUGUGAGGGUCCUGAGGGCCCGUCAUCUCGUCGUCACCCUGCAGGUCUGGCCGUGGACGGUGACCCAUCCACUUGGUGGCAGAGUCCUAUCAUCACUGAUGGGAACUACCAGAAUGUGGAACUAGUAGCUGUUUUACCCGGGAAAAUGGAGCUUCUUCACGUCAUUAUCAAAGCGGGUCCGUCGCCCCGUCCCCUGGCCUGGUCUUUAGAAGCCUCUACAACAGAGAAUGGCGACGACUGGACGUUGAUCCGAGCGUUUGGAGAUCGAGAUCACUGUCGGAAGCUAUGGGACCUUCGGCCUGAACGAAGACGGAGAAAAGCUCGGGCGGCGAAGAGAGCUGGUCGGGCCGAGAAACCUUCUUGCUCAACACAGUUCACUAGUCCACGUCCUUUGGAAAACGGAGAGAUGCAUGUGGGUAUGGGUGAAGGGGUGACGGCUCGCCGGGUGCGAAUCUCGUUUCGCGCGGCUCACUCCCCUCUGAGGCAUCAGUAUUAUACAGUCAGAGAACUCACCCUGGCAGCAAGGUGUCUGUGCCAUGGACACGCUGACCACUGCAUUGUGGACAAUAAAAGUGCAAAAUGUUCAUGUCUGCAUGGCACAUGCGGCGCCCACUGUCAACGUUGCUGUUCGGGAGCACCCUGGCACGAUGGUCAAUCCUGUGACAUAACACAGGAGAAGAAUGAGUGUUCCUGUGGAGAAAGAGGGGCCUGCUCAUAUGACGAUACUGGCGCUAUAUUGUGCGUUAACUGUACAGAUAACAGAGCCGGACCGCUAUGUAAUCGUUGUCUCUUCGGUUACUACAAUGUCUUCCCUGACGACCCUUGCCAACCUUGCGAUUGCGAUCCUGAAGGCUCAGAUGGUACCUGUAAGUGGAAUAAAAAACUUCAUCAAAUUGUCUGCACCUGUAACCCAGGAUUCACCGGCCUUCAGUGUGAAAAGUGUGAAAAUCCAAACGCAGUAUUCCCAAAUUGUUUAGUGGAGGUGACCACGGCAACAUGUAAAUGUGAUCCGCGAGGUAUUGUUGACCCUGGCAGGGUGUGCGAUGACAUUUGCGAGUGCAAGGUCAAUGUGAUCGGAGAGAAAUGUGAUACUUGUGCCCCGGGACACUUCGGGUUGAGUUCAUCUCUUCCGGGAGGCUGUCGAGCUUGCUACUGCUCGCACGUCGCCUCUCAUUGUGAAUCAGAUCCAAGACCCGGCCCGGAUAUCGCGUUUCCUCUUGGUAACGAGUGGAUGAUAAGUGACAACAACAGUUCAGAGACGUUAGAACCUUCCGUAGACGACAAGGGAAAACCUUACCUUAUAAGCUAUGAGGUGGAGGGUUGGGAGUCAUAUUACUUCGUCACUUCGUACCUCACUGGGCAGCAGCUGUCUUUGUAUGGCGGAACGCUACUGUCUCAAUUAGCUUGGGGUAUCGCUCGAGGAGACUCGGGAGGAAGCGCAAGUCGAGCUCCUGAUUUUAUACUCGUUGGAAACGAUGGAAUUAAGCUGACUUACGGCAACACAAGCUAUGAAACGCCUGGUCUGAUAGAAUUAGUGGCUCCUCUUGAAGAGGGAGGGUGGUAUUUGAAUUCGGAGGUAGCUUCACGGUCGCAGCUUAUGGACGUGAUGAGUAACUUAAAGUCAGUCAUGAUUCGAGCACACUUUCAUUUUGAUCAGGAUGAGGUUCGUUUGGAGCGGGCUCAUAUACGAGGUUCCGAGGGUGGUGUAAGAGAACUUUGUACGUGUGCUCCUCAACACGCGGGGACACAGUGCGAGACUUGUGCGGCGGGACACGUGCGACUAGAGCGAGCUCCCGGAACUUCCCCCGCCUUUGAGUGCGUGCCGUGUGACUGCAACAUGCACGCUGAUUGUGACUCUGUAAAUGGUCCUUGUGGCCCCUGUCAACAUAAUACCACCGGACCGCAUUGCGAACGAUGUCUCCCAGGACAUUACGGUAACCCCGUCCAAGGUGCUUGUAAACCAUGCGCGUGUCCUCUGUAUGAGCUGUCUAAUAACUUCAGUCCUAACUGCGCCUUGGCGGCGGCUGUUGGUGAUGAUUAUGUGUGCACACAAUGCCCGGAUGGAUACGCUGGAGAUCACUGCGAGAUUUGCGACUCGGGCUACUGGGGUUCGCCGGCUACAGUGGGAGGCUCGUGUCUGCCCUGUGAUUGCGGUGGAGGUCCGUGUCAUCCGCAGUCGGGCGCCUGCCUCGUGUGUCCGCCACAUACAGAGGGGGAGCGCUGCGAUCAGUGCCAGGAGGGCUAUUGGUCCGGUGGAGACAAUGGCUCCUGUAUUGCAUGUGGAUGUGGAUUGGGAGCGCUGUCAACGGCGUGUGACCCUCGCGCUGGGCACUGCGCCUGCGCACCUGGCUGGACGGGAAGAGCCUGUAAUGUCUGCGCCACAGGACACGGCAACGUGUCGGCGGGCUGUCCCCUGUGUGCGUGCGGCGCGGGCUCGUCAAGUGCAAUGUGCGGGACGGAGCACGGGGAGUGUCCCUGUAUGUCCGGGGCCGCUCCGCCUCGAUGCGACACGUGUCUAGAACAGCACUACAACCUGUCCACUACUGGCUGUUUGAGUUGCAACUGUUCGUCGUUGGGUUCCGAGAGCAAUGUGUGCGACAUACGCUCGGGGCAGUGUCGCUGCAGACCGCACGUCACCGGCCGAGCUUGUGACACCUGCGAGGAAGGCUACUGGGGUCUCCAACAUGGAGGGUGUCGUCGCUGCGAGUGUGGUGCAGGGGCUGCGGCCUGUGACCCUGUCAGCGGCCUGUGCGCCUGUUCCGUUGGUGUGGGAGGUGCGAGGUGUGACCGAUGCCUCAGCGGCUACUAUGGUUUUGGACCCACCGGAUGUUUACCGUGUCCUACAUGUAGUGAGGGUCGCGUGUGCUCGCCCGUGUCCGGUCGCUGCGUGUGUCCAGCGCGGACCCGCGGCCCGGGCUGCAGCCAGUGCACGCCCGGGUACUGGGGACGAACCGCCGGCUGUCACACAUGUGACUGUGGACCGGGAGCCGUAGGAGGUAACUGUGACCCCGUGUCCGGCCAGUGUAAUUGUCGCCCUGGCUGGACCGGUCGCGCGUGUGACCGCUGCGCUCGCGCACACUACGGUCCUCGCUGCAGACCUUGCGGCUGUCACCGAGCGGGCACGCGGUGUGAAGAUGGGCUGUGUCCUUGCGAUAGCAACGGACAGUGUCCCUGUAAGGAUAAUGUGGUGGGUGAGAAAUGUGAUCGAUGCUUGGAAGGUACUUUCGGUCUCUCGGAGUCCAAUCCAGUGGGCUGCACGGCUUGUUUCUGCUUCGGACGCAGCGCUCAGUGCACUCAAGCCGCCGUCUCCCGAGCCGCGCUUCACAACGCUGUGCCUCUUCACCUCAGGUUGAUGAGGGGCCACAUCAUUACUACUAUGGAUCGCCACUCCCCGCUGGCCAUCCACACGAGUGUUCAGGACGCCCACAUCACCCUCCCGGACCCCCCAGUGCCGGUGUACGCCGAGCUCCCGUCCUUGUUCCUGGGUGACCGCGUGCUCUCUUACGGGGGCGCGUUAAGGUUCCGUGUGGAACAAGAGGGUGGCACUCCCAUACCUCGGGACGUACUGAUCGACUUCCCACUCGUCAGCAUAUAUGGAUACAACAUCGUGCUGGAUUAUUACGAACGCGCGCCUCCAAUAAACAAUACGUAUGCUGUGUAUCUGCACGAGUCUCUGUGGGAGGUGCGGGGCGCGGGUACUGGAGGAACAGGGGCCGUUGCUUCCCGCGGAGCGCUCAUGUUGACUCUGAGGGAUGUGCGACGACUGCUGCUUCGAGUCUCGACCCGAGAACCGACCGACGAGCCGUUACAUGUUUUAUUGCUGAACGUGACCCUGGAGACGGCUAUCCCUGGCCUGUCCCGUGGGGCGCCGGCCCCGGGCGUGGAGCGCUGCUCGUGUCCCCGAGGCUACUCCUCCGGUUCGUGUCAGCGCCCCGCGGCCGGGUUCUGGUCGCCGCCCUCCCCACCGCUCGUGACGCAUGUGGCCGGUACCAUCGUUAUACACGUAGAACCUGUCAGACCCUGUGAAUGUAACGGCAGGGCCGUCACUUGUGAUCCUACCAACGGACAUUGCUUGAACUGCACCGCCAACACUUCAGGGCCGCACUGCGACCACUGCGCUGAAGGUUACUACGGCACGCCUGAUCGUGGCUGCGAGCCUUGCCCCUGUCCAGCUCACGGUCCCGUGAGGGCCACCGGCUGUGCCGCCUCGCACGGGAGACUGCACUGCUACUGUCACCUCGGCUACACGGGGUCUCGCUGUGAGUCUUGUUCUGCGGGCUGGCGGCGGGAGGGGGGCGCCUGCGUCCCUUGUUCCUGUGACCCCCGCGGGGCGCUGUCUCAGCGAUGUGAGGGUGGACGCUGCCAUUGUCGUCCGUACGCCACGGGUACACGAUGUCAGCUGUGUGCACAACCAGGUUUCUAUAUGGAUGAGGAGGGUUGCAAACCUUGUGACAACUGCACACAGACUCUACUACUGUCAAUGAAAGACCUAACGAGAGAUCUACACUUACGGGCGGAUCUGUCGGAGCUUAGUAGAAUACCACAACCUUUUCCGGCACUUAGAGAAUUUGCAAAUAAUGCAUCAAUUCUAGAAGCAUCGCUUAAACAAUGGCGGACAAACAAAGAAAAAUCUCUAUUAAUCAAAUCGGCAUUAUUAAAAUUAGAAUCUACCGAACAUGAACUUUUUACAUCUUCGAAUAAACUUAAAACAAGAGCAUCCAGAAGAGAGAAAGAGGCGCAGUAUUUAAGCUUAGAAAGUAUGAGUGGGUUGGAAGAGGUAUUCAAGAAAAAGAGGGUUUUGGCGGAAUAUGUUGCUGAUUUGGAUGACUUUGCGAGAGGAGAAAAGCAUCUGAGCGCUCACAGAGCCUUAAAAGAAGCGAGACAUUUGCUUAAAAUGAUAAAAGAAUUAAAUUUAGUAGAUUUUAUGACCGGAGCUAACGAUGUCUCUGAUUCGGCCAACCUCCAAUCAACUUCUGUACAUGAAUACAAAUACCGUAUCGAUGAUAGUUUCCAAAAAAUUUAUAAACUGCAUUCAAGUUUAGAAGAUUGGGAACGUAAGGCAGAAGACUUACCACGUCUAGCAGGUAUUGUGUGGAGCGCGGGUGACACGGUGGUAGAAGGCAGUAAGAAAAUAAAACCGAAACUUGCAAGGGUCCGGGAUAUAGGAUUGCAAUGUAGGCUUGUAUUAGAGGACAUCUCUAACUUAUCCACUAACAACCUAACUGAAGAAACACGGGCAGCUUUAUUACAUACCCAAAAUCUUGCAGUUGGGUUCCCAACUUUACUAUCUACCCUCCGAAACCUAACAACACAAGCCGAGGAAAAGGAAGGCAUUCUAUACAACCUCACUCCUAAAUACAAAGAAAAAUAUUUAGAUGUAGUUAAAGAACACGUGGAGAACCUUACAAAAAAAGCCAGGGAAUACAAAAAUUUGUUUGCGGGAACACGAUCGGUUGCAUCUGCUGGAGUCCAAGCAGCUCGCGCCUGGUCCGAAGUGGCCGCUGGAGUUAGAGAUGCUGUAGCUGCGGCUGAUGCAGCCACUAUUGCUGCCACUACAGCUUCUAAGCUAGCUAGAGGACCCCAGCCGUUAAUAGCGACAGCUGAUGAAGAGAAGAUGUCUUCAGAGAUACUAAAAAGGAAAGGCAAUGAGUUGAUGUCAAGAACCAGUGAUUUACAUCGAGAACUAGAAGUUGCCCAACGCGGAAUAGACGUUGUUAGCGUCGGUCUUCGUGGCUUAGGAUGGCGAGAGCGUGCUCUGGCCAGUGGCGCCGAGGGAGGUAUGAUGAAUGGCGGCACAGCUGCAGUAGCAACACUGAAACAAGCCAGUACACAAGCGGAGAGAGUAUUUGCAAGUAGCCGAGUACUAUACGACGAGGCGGCGGAUCUUAGGAGAAAAGUACGAUACCAACUGCGACGAAAUCUUGCCGCACUUCAACGUAUGGGAGAUACCGCGCUGGGUGCUGCGGAGGAACAUGUGUCCCAAAUACGAGGAAACACGGACCGUGGACGCGAGGUAGCAGCGGCACUUGCAGCGGCAGGGGCAGCGCGCGCUCGGGAACAUGCUGCCGCCGCCACUAUUUUGUCUCCUGCACUGAAACGUCUUCACAGCGGCAUCCUGCAAGCACAGCAUGCAGCUGCCACAAUAUCUGUGUCAGUCACCUCACCCGCCGGCGGUGUCGGAUGCGCGCGAGCGUAUUCCUCGUGGAGUGCUCCAUCAGCAACGCGCGCUACUCUCUCUCUAAGUUUUGAUUCCACUUUAAGAGAUGGCACGCUGCUGUAUUUACCUGAUCAGGAUUCCGAGCGCUAUCUUCGUCUCUCCGUAUCAGCUGGGAAGCUGGUUGUGCGGUGGGACGUAGGUGGAGGCGUCGGCUACUUGGAGCACCCUGAGCCACUCACACCCACUGUUGACGACGCUGACCACACUGUUUAUCGACUUCAGAUUGAAAGAGUGUGGAACACAGUGCGGCUUCGUACUGAACGAUCUGGAAGCGCCGUCACCACGUCUACAAAUAGCACGACGUCGUCCCCAAGCACGGGGCUCCUGCGUCCACAGUACUGGUGGCUUGGAGAACCCGAUGCUCCUUUGCCGGCCUGUGUACAUUCCUUGCACGCUGAUCACUUGGCUUUAGGCCUCUGGGCUUUUGCAAAACAGCACACGAAUUCCAAAUGUACAGGUUGUACCCAAAGAUGGACGAGCCAACGUGGCGAGAGCCUUGCACGUCUAAGCGGUGCAGGCUACGUCACCUUGCGCCGCUCGCGGCCCGCCGACCGCCGACGGUUCAGUCUUGCUUUGUCCUUUCGUACCACUGACCACAACGCUCUGCUAUUUAUGGCACACGAUCAUGUUAAUAAUCGCUCGGUGUCAGUGUGGGUGCGAGAGUGCCGCGUAGUAUUUAAAGUGCAGUACGCGAAUUCUCGACUAGAGAUUACAGCUGGAGGAGACCACUGCGAUGGUAAACCGACCCAUGUCCAGGCCACCAGAGUUUUUAAUGGACUAGAGAGAGGCAGCCUGCGCGUAAACGGUGAAGAGACUCUAGGCUCACCAUCCCCGCCCGUGCAGGCCGCGGGUGACCUGCCAGAGCUUGAAGGAGCCUACUGGGUGGGAGGAUUGCCGCCCGACGCGCAAGGUCUUUAUGAGGCUCCCUCGCUUCUUGGCUGCAUCGGAGGCCUCGUAGUGGACAGAGAGGGCUACGAUCUGCUGGAUACUCCCACACGGUAUGGGUUGGAGCCAGGAUGUUCAGCUAGGGCACUUCGGUCUGCAGUAUUAGACGGCGACGGCUACAUCGAGCUGUCAUCGCCCGCCAUUCGACGUAAGACUUCGAUUGGUGUAUCGUUCAGAACACGAUCUCCGUCCGGCCUGCUGAUGUACAGAGCACCCUCAAUAUCCGUCCAGGAUAAUGAGGUGGACGACGAAGAAGAUGAUAAUCAUUGCCUCGUUCUCGCUCUCGUGAAUGGUGAAUUGGAAGUGAUCGCAAACGCCGGCAAAAGUGAAUUGCGACUACGGAUAAAUGGGACUAAAUACGAUGAUGGUGGACUGUACACUGUACGGCUGGUCCGGGUUCAUAAGCAGCUGGAAGUAUGGGUGGACGAAAAACGCAUGGCUGCCGGUAAUCUUCCGGGGGGAGCUAUUGCGGCUAGGGCACGUGGUUUGUACUUGGGAGGGUCGCCUUCUCCCGUCACCUAUCUCACCGUGCCCUCCUUCACGGGGACUAUCGCAGACUUCAUAGUGGAUUCUACGUGGAUAGGUCUGGAGUCCAGCGUCUCCCAUUUCCGAGCUCGUCUCGGUCGAGCCCAGACCGCCGCCCCAAGACCGACGCCCACCGCCGUCAACACGCGGAAUGAGCUCACCAACUGUGCUAAGUUAUCUUCAUAUGCAGUGGAAGCAGGCGCUGUGAAGUUUGGUGACGCCGUCCCGAGUUAUGCAGCUCUGAGGGCAGCCCGCGCCGCCUUGUUUAGUUUCAGUCUUCAGUUGCGAACUUUCGCUAAAGACGGAAUCGUCAUGCUCUUGCCGGGCUCCAAGCAGAAACCUCGUCACUAUGUCGCUUUGUUGUUGCGCGAGGGUCGGGCUCGACUCAUGGUUCGUGGAAGGAGACGCAAAGAAUUGGUGCUACCGGGAAACGUCAGCGACGGCGAAUGGCAUGAGUUGUCAGUGCGUAUCUCCCGUAGUCGCCUCGUGUUAUCCUCGGGCUCCGCGGCGGUGACAGGCAGGGCUCCGCCUCACGCUCGCGCCGCGCGCUUGUACCUGGGAGGCCCGCCCCCCGCCGCUGCUAUACCACACGUACCGAAUUCACUGUUGAAGCUGGGAGGGCUGGUGGGUUGCGUGCGUCGCGUUGCGGUCGGAGGACGAGCUGAGGACCCGGUCAGAGACGCGCGUGCUCACGUCGCCGUCUCACAGUGCUUCCCCCGCGUCGAGCGAGGAGCAUAUUUUGGAGGGGACGCGUAUGCCGAGUGGUCGGAGACGGGGUUCGCAGGCUUAGUGGGUGAGGAGGGUGAGGGAGACAGCGUGGAGCUGCGGCUGGAGUUCCGCGCCACCAGCGGGGUUGGACUCCUGGCCGCUUUUGCUGGAGCCCUGCUGGAACUGAAGGACGGCAUGGUGGUGUUAAGUCGUGGAGGAACGUCAGUCGAGAGCGGCGGUCGAGUGUGUGACGGUAGAUGGCACGCGGCGGCGGCCCGAGUGUGGCGCGCCGGGCUCAGCCUGUCCCUGGACGGAGCGCCCCCUGAACGAGCAGCUCCUGCUCUGAUAGCACCUGCCGCUCCGCCAACCGGGAACUCCUUAUACGUAGCUGGACUACCUGAAGGAGCCCGCGACAUGGGCGAUGGGCGCGAGAACUUCAAAGGUUGUGUUCGUGACGUCACUUACCGAGGCUCGGCUCGGAGCUGGAGGGCGGCCAGUCUACAUCACGUGCUGCUUGAUUCCUGUCCUGUGUCACACUGAUGUCUACAUACAGGACCCUAGGAAACUUCACCAUCAAACUUGUCCAAGGUUUAUUUUGGGGCAAAAAUGUGCCUAAUCGAUUCCUUUGGUUUCGGAGAAUAUCUACGUCUUGUCAAUAACGGCAGUACGUCUAAAGACACACACUGAGUACCACUAAUAUAGACCUACCAAAUGUGUUCAUGGCUUAAUGUAAUGUUCUGUCGUAGCUUUCAAUUAGUCGGUAUGUUUGUGGAGAAAUGGGAAGAGAGGAACAACUAAGAAUAUUCACAUCACCAAAUACCUCUGGAGUAACCCUGAUGGGUCACGCUGUAUCGUAUAAGCUAACGAGGCUCACUAUGUAAAUAGUUCCUUAACAUGAAACCAUCUCAGCCGAUGCUUCGAGUCACAUCUCAGUACGACACAUUCAAAUAUCCCUGUACAUAGAUAUAGGUAACGAGCAGUAUUGUUAAUGUAUAUAGUAAGUUCUGAGACUAUUGAUUUUAUGUUUAGUUCCAGACGUCUCGAACAAAUUUUCAAAUGAAUUGAGAACUUUUGAAAAUGUCGUGUACUUACAAAAAAUAUUUAAUAAGUUCAGUUAAGAUACGCAUUUAUUUAAAUGUAGUAAUUUAGUUUUCAUAUUGUUUAAGCAAUCCGUGAUCCACACUAGUUUGUAGCGGGAGUCUCGGUUCCACAGAAAUGUAUUCUUCAAUCUUUAACGGAAAUUAUUUUAAGCAUCUUUCCCACCUUCUCUUGUUGGUCAUUUUGAUUUUGUCGUGGGUUAUAUCGACGGGAUGUUCGUGUGGAUCAGGCCUUAUUUUUUCCGUGUAUAAAAAUCAGCUUUAAUAGAAAACGUUAAUAGAUUUAAGAUGAAACGGUCUGAAUACGUCACUAGAAUCGUAUCGUACUUGGUUUAAAACUAUUCCAAGUUCCAUUCAUACAAACUCAUUGCAGGACGACACACAGUUCAACGACCCAGACUUUUCUCACGAUUCAACAUUCACGUACUCUGUUAAGUAAACAAGUGUUCAAUAUAAUAACUGUAAAUAUAUCAUACAUGUACAUAACGUAAUAUUUAUUGUAUGAGAUUCUUAAAUAAAAGUCGUGUUGGCAAUAAAAAA